Messenger RNA from Eurytemora carolleeae, 1151 nucleotides. RefSeq names its product copper chaperone for superoxide dismutase (gene Ccs). The record is from RefSeq and is a predicted model, not a curated record. The coding region runs from base 10 to 882 and encodes 290 amino acids. Gene Ontology annotation, molecular function: copper ion binding. The transcript has 8 exons. Lineage: Eukaryota; Metazoa; Arthropoda; Copepoda; Calanoida; Temoridae. Gene Ontology annotation, biological process: removal of superoxide radicals.
UUUUCGAAAAUGCGGGAGUCUGUUGAGAGUACAGCCGAGUUUUCUGUAAAUAUGACCUGUGAGUCAUGUGAGAGUAAAGUGCGGUCAGCUUUGCUAAAACAUGGAGUUCAAGACUUUCAGAUAGAUUUACCUUCUCAGCGUGUAAUAAUUACUUCUACAAAAAUAACAGAAGAACUUAAAAAUGUUAUAGAAGAUACUGGAAAGCUGGCAGUACUGAUAGGAGUAGGAGGAGAGGGAAGGCUUCAAGGUGGUGAAGAGAGGGUCCAUGGAGGAGGUGAUGUUCCACGACAAGGACUAGGAGCUGCAGUAGCUAUGCUAGGGAAGGACGGGGAUUAUUUUACACCUGGAGUCAAAGGAGUUAUUCGGUUUAAUCAGAUAGAUCGCUCCAGGUGUAUAGUAGAGGGAACUCUAGAUGGUUUAGAACCCGGAGAACAUGGUCUAGCUGUCCACGAGGCUGGAGAUGUUAGUAGAGGAUGUCAUAGUCUCGGAGAUCAUUAUAAUCCAAGGGGAACUAGACAUGGUUCGCCGGAGAAUAUGGAGGAAGAAAGACAUGUCGGAGAUCUGGGAAAUAUCAGAGCAGAUGAAAGUGGAAGAGCCACGUUCAGAAUAGUUGAUCCGAUUCUCAAGGUUUGGGAUGUGAUAGGACGGAGUGUAGUUGUAUCUACUGAUAAGGAUGAUCUUGGACAAGGAAAUCAUCCCAGAUCACUAGUGGAUGGCAAUUGUGGCCCUGGCCUGGCUUGUGGAAUCAUAGCCCGGUCAGCAGGUCUAGGAGAAAACUUGAAGAAGAUCUGUGCUUGUGACGGAGUAACUAUCUGGGACGAGAGAAAUAAACCUCUGGCGGGACAGGGCAGACAGGAUAAUCAACCGGAAACCAGUUACUAAAUAUUAUUGUUGUUAUACAUUUCUACAAGCUGCCAUGCAUUGUUAUCCUUCAAUCUUUUCUUUACUGUGAAAUGGCUGUUUGAUCAUAUUCAACAUUUUAACACAUUUUUGCCUGAAUUAAUAAUGAUAAUAUUUAACCUCCAAAAAUUGUAUGUAAAAACUAUAUCAAACUGUGCACUGUUCACCAAUGAUUUUAAACCAGGAGUUUAAAUUAAAAUAUAUUAUUCUGUGAUUUAAUGCCGGUUAAAAAAUAAAUCAACAAUACUUGA